Molecule: messenger RNA, 1344 nt
Organism: Panthera uncia (snow leopard)
Lineage: Eukaryota; Metazoa; Chordata; Mammalia; Carnivora; Felidae
Product: layilin
Exons: 6
Molecular function (GO): hyaluronic acid binding
Source: RefSeq, a predicted model, not a curated record
GGCAGCCGGUCUGCCGGGGAGGGACACAGAAGCCUUGCUAUAAAGUCAUUUACUUCCACGACGCUUCUCGAAGACUGAACUUUGAGGAAGCCAAGGCAGCCUGCAGGAGGGAUGGAGGCCAGCUGGUGAGCAUCGAGUCCGAGGAUGAGCAGAGACUGAUAGAAAAGUUCAUUGAAAACCUCCUGGCGUCUGACGGCGAUUUCUGGAUCGGGCUCAGGAGGCGUGAGGAGAAACAGAGCAAUGGCACAGCCUGCCAGGACCUUUAUGCUUGGACCGAUGGCAGCACGUCAACAUUCAGGAACUGGUACGUGGAUGAGCCUUCUUGCGGCAGCGAGGUCUGCGUGGUCAUGUACCAUCAGCCAUCGGCACCUGCUGGCAUCGGGGGCCGCUACAUGUUCCAGUGGAAUGACGACCAAUGCCACAUGAAGAACAAUUUCAUUUGCAAAUAUUCUGAUGAGAAGCCAACAGCUCCUUCUACAAAGCCUGGAGGUGAAGGAACAGAGCCAGCAACACCUAUGCUUCCAGAAGACACAAGGAAAGAAGAUUCCAGAGAGACUUUUAAAGGAAACAAAGAAGCUGCCUUAAAUCUUGCUUACAUUCUACUCCCCAGCAUCGUCCUUCUCCUUGUGGUCAUCACAGUUAUGUGUUGGGUUUGGAUCUAUAGAAGGAGGAAAGGGGAGCAGCCAGGCCCCAGCGCGAAGGAGCAGCACACCAUCUGGCCCUCUCCUCAUGCAGGGAACAGCCCAGACCUAGAGGUUUACAACAUCAUUCGAAAACAAAGUGAAGCCGAUUUGGCUGAGACCCGGCCAGACCUGAAGAACAUUUCAUUCCGAGUGUGUUCGGGAGAAGCCACUCCCGAUGACCUGUCUUGUGACUAUGACAACGUGGCCGUGAACCCAUCCGAAAGUGGAUUCGUGACUCUGGCGAGCGUGGAGAGUGGCUUUGUGACCAAUGACAUUUACGAGUUCUCCUCAGACCGAACGGGGAGGAGCAAGGAGUCUGGAUGGGUGGAAAAUGAAAUAUAUGGUUAUUAGGGCACAUGAAAAACACUUGAACAAAUGGAAAUGGGAACGAAAAGAGGAGCAAAACUCUCCUAUUUUCUGUGAGGAAAAGAGAAUGUGUAUGAAAAUGCUCAGUUCAGGUCUUGGGGGUAAGCAUGUCACCCCCAUUAGCCCCUGUUGGAUCCCCAAGUUUGGCCAAAUCCCCAACCCCAGCUUCUCACCCAGAUCAGCCUUAUGAGAAAGCACCUUGCCCACGGUCAGGCACAUAGUAGAAAAUAAAUGUCAAUCGAUUGGUUCUAACUGACUUUCAAGGGAGAGUGACUUCCCUGGCAGGGAUAAGUUU